Molecule: messenger RNA, 759 nt
Organism: Ceraceosorus guamensis
Lineage: Eukaryota; Fungi; Basidiomycota; Exobasidiomycetes; Ceraceosorales; Ceraceosoraceae
Exons: 1
Coding region: 102-608 (168 amino acids)
Source: RefSeq, a predicted model, not a curated record
CAGUAGUCACACAACAGUCGUAAGUGUACGGUACAACAGUCGCACAGUCACGAGCUCACCAUUCGUGAUUGCAUGCGGGCACCAUUCACAUUCACAUUCAGAUGGCCUCAGCCCUCAUGCUUGAGCCUAAACUCCGCCAUCAGCCACCCGUGCACCCCUUCCACGCACCACAGUUCCAUCGCCUCAUCAGUCUUGUCUUGUCCGAAUGCGUCCAUCACUCAUGCGAAGUAGUAGCCAGUCUCUGUCGGUACGCAGCCGCCACCCCGACGGCACCUCAGAGGGCCGCCGGUCGAUUUCAAGCGUUGAAUGGAGGCGUUCGUGACUACAGUAUCCCCCCUCUGCAUACCCCACCUCAACGGCGCGAGUCCCAGCGGCGGCUUAGGGACAACGCAGCUUACUCAAGCAAGCACUCGAAGCCACCGCUCCUCCAAAAUACCCACGGCUCACCUUGCGCGCACGACGCAUCGGGUCUGUUGGGGACAAAUUUCACAUACCGCAGCACCCCGCUCCCUCACCCACUCGGCGUGGUACUCCUCUUUUCUCAUUGCACGUCUCACUCCUUUCGGAUCACCGCGAGGGCGCAAUAUGCGGUGCUGAUCCGAUAUUGACGUGCCCUCGUCGUCGCUUUGGGCCCUGGAGCCUCUCUUUUCCCUACAUCCACGCUAUGGUCUCCGAGGAGAUCACGUAGCUGCGACGUGUUCCCGAUCGUAUUGAUACGAGCCUCCCUGCCGUUCCGAUCCAAGACGCCUGACCGGUCGC